GCAUAUAAUAUUCUGCAACACUUCCUCAGAGAGGAGAGGAGACGAGCAAAAUUAUCUGUGCUCGUAUAGAGGUCUGAGGGAGCUGAUGGAGAUGGGUGGAUUUUUGUUCUAUGUUUUUAUCUUUCUCCUUACAACUCUACUCUCAUAUAUAUUUCUAGGAGGGGACAAGAAAGAACGUCCCCAAACAAGAGCUAAGCUUCCGCCAGGUUCAAUGGGCUGGCCAUACAUGGGAGAGACUCUUCAACUGUAUUCUCAAGAUCCCAAUGUUUUUUUUGCAGACAAACAGAAAAGGUAUGGAGAAAUCUUCAAGACCCAUAUUCUUGGCUGCCCUUGUGUCAUGCUGGCUAGCCCCGAGGCUGCUCGGUUUGUGCUGGUGACAGAGGCUAACUUGUUCAAACCCACCUACCCGAAAAGCAAAGAGCGACUGAUUGGCCCUGCAGCGCUCUUUUUCCACCAAGGGGACAACCAUAUUCGUCUGAGGAAGUUGGUCCAAGGAUCGUUGUCUCUCGACGCACUUCGGAACUUAAUGCAGGGUAUCCAAGCCAUUACAGCCUCUACCUUAGACUCGUGGGGAGGCGGCCAUGUCAUUAACACUUUCCAUGAAAUGAAAAAGUUUUCUUUUGAGGUUGGAAUACUUGCAAUUUUCGGCCAUCUGGACUCCCAUUAUAGAGAUGAACUGAAGAAGAAUUACUGUUUAGUAGACAAAGGCUACAAUUCCUUUCCUAUAAGUAUUCCUGGAACUCCCUACAAAAAGGCACUUCUGGCAAGAAAGAGGCUCACAAAUAUUCUUGCUGAUAUUAUAUGUGAGAGGAAGGAAAAGAAAUCUCUUGAGAAGGAUCUGUUGGGAUGUCUUCUGAACUCAAAAAAUGAAAAGGGAGAGAUCUUAACUGAUGAUCAAAUCGCUGACAAUGUCAUUGGAGUGCUAUUUGCUGCUCAAGACACUACAGCAAGUGUCAUGGCAUGGAUUGUGAAGUAUCUCCAUGAUAACCCGAAACUUCUAGAGGCUGUAAAGGCUGAACAGAAUGCUAUUCGUAAAGCUAACGAUGAAGGUAAUCGGCCUUUGAGUUGGAGCCAAACAAGAAAAAUGCCAGUAAGUUACAAGGUAGUGCUAGAAAGCUUGAGAAUUGCAAGCAUCAUAUCUUUCACCUUCAGAGAAGCAGUUGCUGAUGUGGAAUACAAGGGGUACAUAAUUCCGAAAGGUUGGAAAGUGAUGCCUUUGUUCAGGAACAUUCACCACAAUUCAGAGUUUUUCUCUGAUCCUCAAAGAUUUGAUCCUUCGAGGUUUGAGGUUGCCCCAAAACCCAAUACAUUCAUGCCCUUUGGCAGCGGAGUUCAUGCCUGUCCGGGAAAUGAGCUUGCAAAGCUGGAGAUGCUGACUAUGAUCCACCAUUUGGUCACCAAAUUCAGGUGGGAAGUGGUGGAAUCCCAUAGUGGGAUUCAGUACAGCCCAUUCCCAGUGCCUUUGCAUGGACCCCCAGCCAGAUUUUGGAAAGAAUCUAUGGAAUAGAAAGCAGCAUGCAUGAGUUGGAAUUAUUAUGACCCAGAUGCCAUUUCCCUUUCCAAAUUCCUAAUUCUAAGUUUUUUUUUCUUUUUCUUUUUUUUUUUAAAUUAUUAUCUCUAGCACAUCCCCCACAAACUCGUGGUGAUGCUAAUUAAGAACCUUUAUUUUUCCUUAAUUUUUGUUUUGUACUCAUUGUCAUUAAGGAAAGUUUUAGGAUUUGUUUGAGAACACAACUGUUCUCAAAUAUUUUAAGAUUA
Molecule: messenger RNA, 1758 nt
Organism: Juglans regia (Persian walnut)
Lineage: Eukaryota; Viridiplantae; Streptophyta; Magnoliopsida; Fagales; Juglandaceae
Product: abscisic acid 8'-hydroxylase CYP707A1-like
Exons: 9
Coding region: 86-1507 (473 amino acids)
Biological process (GO): sterol metabolic process
Molecular function (GO): (+)-abscisic acid 8'-hydroxylase activity; heme binding; iron ion binding
Source: RefSeq, a predicted model, not a curated record